Cyprinus carpio (common carp) is the source of this 5864-nucleotide messenger RNA. RefSeq names its product insulin receptor substrate 1 (gene irs1). Gene Ontology annotation, cellular component: cytosol; plasma membrane. NCBI's taxonomy places the organism in Eukaryota, Metazoa, Chordata, Actinopteri, Cypriniformes, Cyprinidae. The record is from RefSeq and is a predicted model, not a curated record. Gene Ontology annotation, molecular function: phosphatidylinositol 3-kinase binding; insulin receptor binding. Gene Ontology annotation, biological process: insulin receptor signaling pathway.
UUUAUUUUUUUUUAUAUGGUGGGAAGCACCACGGAGGAGGGAUGUUUUUUUUAGGUGGAGAAGGUGGGUUAUUUAAGGAAACCCAAAAGCAUGCACAAAAGGUUUUUUGUACUGAGGGCGGCGGGCGCCUCCGGACCGUCCCGACUGGAGUACUAUGAAAACGAGAAGAAGUGGAGACACAAGUCUGGAGCACCGAAGAGAUCCAUUCCGCUGGAGAGCUGCUUUAACAUCAACAAAAGAGCGGAUUCUAAAAACAAACAUCUAGUCGCGCUUUACACCAAGGAUGAGUAUUUUGCCAUCGCUGCUGACAGCGAGGUAGAGCAGGAGUCAUGGUAUCAAGCCCUGGUUGAUCUUCAUAACAGAGGUAAGGUCCACGAAACUGCCGCUGGCCGCGGAGUUGGCGAGGAUAAUUACGGAGAGGCCACGCCGGGACCUGCCUUCAAAGAGGUUUGGCAGGUUAUUUUGAAACCAAAGGGUCUGGGUCACACUAAGAACUUGAUAGGUGUUUACAGAUUAUGCCUCACCAAUAAGACUAUCAGUUUUGUGAAACUCAAUUCUGAUGCGGCCGCUGUGGUCCUGCAGUUGAUGAACAUUAGAAGAUGUGGUCACUCUGAAAAUUUCUUUUUUAUUGAAGUCGGGAGAUCUGCUGUGACGGGGCCCGGGGAGUUUUGGAUGCAAGUGGAUGACUCAGUUGUGGCUCAGAACAUGCAUGAAACUAUAUUAGAAGCCAUGAAAGCCAUGAGUGAGGAGUUCAGGCCACGCAGCAAAAGUCAGUCAUCUUCCAACUGCUCAAACCCCAUCUCAGUGCCUGUCAGGAGGCAUCAUCACAAUAAUCCUCCCCCCAGUCAAGUUGGCUUAGGCAGGCGCUCUCGGGCAGAGAGUGUGACGGCCACUUCUCCUGUUAGACCUGGCAAACACAGCCAUUCGUUCAGAGUGAGAGCGUCCAGUGAUGGGGAGGGCACCAUGUCCAGACCGGCGUCUGUUGAUGGCAGUCCGAGCACAGCCCGACCUCAAUCACAGCGACACAGGGGUGGAUCCAGACUUCACCCGCCACUCAAUCACAGCAGAUCAAUCCCCACGCCCACCUCACGGUGCUCCCCCUCAGCCAUCAGCCCCGUCAGCCUGUCUUCCAGCAGCACCAGCGGCCACGGAUCCACGUCUGAUUGCCUCUUUCCACGCCGCUCUAGCGUCUCCAGAUCUGGAUCGCCCAGUGAUGGUGGAUUCAUCUCCUCAGAUGAAUAUGGAUCUAGCCCCUGCGACUUUCGGAGCUCGUUCCGUAGCGUGACUCCAGACUCGCUUGGCCACACGCCACCUGCCAGGGAGGAGGAGAUAAACAAUUACAUCUGCAUGGCCAAGCCUGGUUCACUUCCUGGUGCUGGGAGCCAAUCGCAAAGUCAGUCCAGAGGAAUGCCGUCGAGACUGGAGGAGCCCGAGCUGGAGAAAUGUUUCCGGAAGCGAACGCAUUCUUCUGGUGCAUCGCCGCCAACUCCGUGCCAUCAAAAGACUCCCUCACAAUCGUCCGCUACUUCGCUAGAGGAAUAUACUGUAAUGAUGCCCGCAUACACACGAAGCCACUCUGCAUCAUCAUCAUCAUCGUCGUCGUCAACAUACAGGCACUCCUUCAUGCCUACACAUUCAUACCCAGAGGAAGGUAUAGACACUUCACAAGCAGAAGACCACAGUAGACCAGAUCACAAAGAUGACGGCUACAUGCCCAUGCUGCCAGGCAUUGUGCCUGCGACCCCAACAGUGAAAAGUGGUGACUACAUGCCCAUGAGUCCAAAAAGUGUGUCUGCACCACAGCAAAUUAUCAACCCCCGGCAACACUCGCAUGUUGACUCCAAUGGUUACAUGAUGAUGUCACCAAGUGGCAGCUGCUCUCCAGAUGGCACAACAAACUAUGGCAAGAUCUGGACUAAUGGCGUCAACCCUAAGCUCUCCGUAGAGAGCAUGGAAGGUAAAGUGUCAUCUUGUGGAGACUACAUUAACAUGUCCCCGGCUAGUUGUUCAACGACCAGCACGCCUCCAGACUGCUUUUUCAACCCUGUAGAAGAUCCUCCCAGGCCGAUGUAUGCUUACUUCUCUUUGCCCCGCUCCUUCAAACACGCCAACAGAAAGCAGGACCAGAGCUCUCUUCGGAUAUCACUGGGCUCGAGUCGAUUGGCAUAUGCAGACUCUUCCUCGUCUUCAGCGAGCAGCGACAGCUUGGGUGGUCAAAGCAACUCGCAGCAGUCUGCUGUCAAACCCAAAAGGUCAGAGGGCAACGGGAGGCUGACACGUCCAACACGGCUGUCACUGGACGCUAGCAAAGCAAGUACUCUUCCAAGAACACGUGAGAGUCCCUUCCCCGCUGAGCCCAAAAGUCCUGGCGAGUAUGUCAACAUUGAAUUCAACGACAAGGCGUUUUCAGCGAGCUUAGCAUCGCUGUUCCCACCUGUGUUUUCUGGAAGUGAUGCUGAGGCCCCAUCAGACCUUUCAUCAUCUGAGUACAUGAACAUGCAGUUGGGGUCGCAGGCAGGGCGUUUGUGCCCAGAAAUGCAGAUUUCCACUUCCUGUUCAGACUAUGCCAUAAUCACUCCAUCAAACUCUGUAUCCUCCCCUCCACUGCCUUGUGAGAGUAUAUGUGACCGUGACUACAUCAGCAUGCAGUUAGCAUCCUGCACUAGCUUUCCUGAUACUCAAAUGAUGCUGAUGACCGAGGCCUUGCCAGAUGCAGAUGAUGCCCCUCCUUGUUCUGUAUCACCCAAUCGUGAUGUGAUGGCAUUAAGCGGUGCCCCAGGUAGAUCAUCUCUGAUCGGCCCCUUGUCAGGUCUUAGUGCAUUCACACGGGUAAACUCCAAUUCUGGGCAAAACCAAGGGGCUAAAGUAAUCCGGGCUGACCCACAGGGUCGACGACGACACAGUUCAGAAACUUUUGCUUCAACUACAACCAGAGGGUCAGUUGACACGUCGGCCACCUGUCAGUCAGGUGAUGUGAAGCGCCACAGCUCCGCCUCUUUCGAGAAUGUGUGGUUAAGACCCGGUGAGGCCUCUGCUGCUUCUGCCGCUCCUCCUGCAUCUACAGUAACCAACGGACGAAGGGAAAACACUUCAGGCCCAAUUCCCACAUUAACAAACCAUGACCAGAACGGCCUGAAUUACAUUGAUCUGGAUCUGGUGCAGAAUGGAGAGCAGCAUGUUCCAGACUGGAAUGGGUUCCAAUCUCGGCCAGUGGAGCUGGGAGCUGUGGAAGGUGUGGAAGAUCUCAGUGCCUACGCCAGUAUAAACUUCAGGAAAUCAGAUGAGACCAGAGGGAAUCUCACAAGCAGAGAAGAAUGAAGAGUAGAAAGCCACCGUUUCUUCAGCAUCAAGACUCAAAAUCUCUCCCCGUUCACCACAAGCCGGACCUCAGAAAACUGGACCUCAAUAAACUCACUAACCUCAUUUUCCAGAACCACAUUAUCACCCGGACGCUACCAAAACCAUAUGGACAAAACAGACCUCAUAACAUCACAUAUCCGGACCUCACAAAUGCUGGAUUCCACUAACCAUAAAUCUCUCACAGCCGGACUUUCACUGUGCGCACCUCUUCAGACAUUACUGUCCAACUGUUACAGACUCGGUACAAAUUGAUUUCUACCAUCAGAUGUGGUAAAACAGCACCUUUUGAGGUAAAGGGCAAUGGUACUGCAGUAGUAGUUGUAGUUUCUCGAGCAAUGUUACAUUAAUAUUAUUUAUGUAAAUGAUGGUACCUAACUAGUACCCAACGUACAACAAAUUGUUUGGUACGGGGAUGCUUUACGAAGCAGCCAUAUUGUGUUGGGUUUGUACGACAGUCCUGAACAGUGUUGAUUGUACCCCUUUCCUUCAGUACUGCCAGAUAUUUCCAUUACAUAUUACACGUUGUUAUACAGAUCUCAAUUAGACAUUUUUAUACACCCAGUACGAACAACCUUAAACGCUCCGACCUCACCUCAGGAUUUUAUGAAAGAGUUUACGCACACACUGUGUUUCAGCACUGUGAGCCAUGACUGACCUCAUGCUGCCAAACACACACUGUGAUGUCUGUCAAACCCGUGUUUCAUUUCAUACUUGGUCACAUUACAGCCCUUGCAAUUGUAAUAAUAAGCAUGAAUCUCAUGGAGUUUAUAUUGGCCUCCAAACAGAACUACACCCUCAUUUUUUAUGAUUUUCUUUUUUUCUUUUUUCUUUUGCAUGAAAAUUAAGAAACAUUUUUUUAAUAAUUAGCAUAUAUCUCUUAUAGAGUAUAUAUGGCUUCCAAAAAGAACUAUGACAUAUUUUCAUACAAUACCUUUUUUCUUUUUUUUUUCUUUUUUUUACUUCCCUUUUUUUUUUCUUUUUUUUUUUUUACAUUUUUUAAAACUUUUUUUAUUUUAAAAUAAUUUUGGUACUAAGUUUUUUUGUUUGUUUGUUUUUCACAAUGAUAUAUGCACAAGUGUGCUUACCGUAAAUCAAAUUUUACAUUAUUACCUGAUGAAUAAUACAGUUGAGAUUUUGUGAAUGAUGAGGGGUGGACUUUUUUAUUAUUAUUAUCGACACAAAUAGAGGCCUUACAGUCCUGGUUGGGCUCAAUAAAAAGCUUAUUCAAGCGAUCACAUUGAUGGGUGUGUAAAUCCCAUGACUGAACUAAUGUUUCUGAUCAGAUUGUAUCACCAGUAGUUGGUCAAACUGAACAAAAAAUCUUGCACAAGAAUGUGCCGUAAAAGUUCAGUAUGAUACGUCUAAACCUUGUAGUGCAAGUCGAUUUUACAGGCAGUAGUACUGUUUUUUUCAUUUCGAGCAUCCUGCUGUUAAACCUUGGAAGCCAGUCAAAGUUGCUCGCAACUUUCUUUUAGGCUGUUUUAUUUCAUUACAGUUGUAUCUUUUAUUUCAUAUGGUUUAUUUUUGCUUAAAAUAACUCUUGCUGGGGCAAUGGUAAGCUCACAGCAACAGGUUUAAAAAAGAAAAAAAAAAACUCAAUGUCUCAUGUUUGCUGCUGAAAUGAAACAAACAAUGAACAAUCUGUAAAUUAUUGAAUAUAUAGAAAUGUUCUUGGUUCUCUUUUAAGAGUUAAAGUAUUUAACAUUUCAUGGUUGGUGUUUCAUUAUAAUUUUUUUUUUUGCCUUUAGAAUCUCGACACGUUUUUAAAAUGUGUCCAUUGUUCUUAAGUUCAAUCUUUUUGUGGGGAAUAUUUGCUUUUAUAGUAAAAUGUGUAAUCCAACCUUUUUGAGAGAAUGGUACGGUUCUAUAGAGUUUCCUUAAUUUUGUAAAAGAUGCUAAUUAAUGUAACAUGCACAUCAGGGACUUCCCUUUUCCCCCCACCAACUCCGGAUGGAAUUGCUUUUGGAAACCUGUUACACUUGCGUUUCCCUGAGCUCUGAUUGGCUGUGACAGUGGUGUUCCUGAAACCUGAUAGGCUGUUCUAAAGGUUGCCUGUCAUUCGAUAGGUUGCAGUUGUCGAUUUAGCACCCUGCGGUUGUGUUAUGAUACAGGGUGUGGGGCAUCACUCUUCCCACCAUUAUGUGGCCAAACCUUCAACAUCUCAACCAAACUUGUUCUCCUUUGUAAAUAAUGUAUUGUAUAAAUGAAUACCAAUGAUUGGUGGAUAUUGGACUGACCAGGGAUGUUUGGUUUUAUGGAUGCUCAAAGCAAACAAAUGAUUGGUCCUCUUGAAUGAAUGAAUGAAUUGAAACAUGUAAACAAUAUGAGUGUAUGUACAAUGAAUGGAUAUAUGCACAUGUAAACAAAUAUGUUUGUUUUCAAUGAAUGAAAUGACCAGCAGUAAAGAGAGGGCUGUGUAAACCCCUCCCCACCCCCUAUUUAGAAGAAUGGUAUCUUCUGGAACCUUGACGUGUAAUAAAGUAGAAGCGCUUAUCUUUUCUGAA